AUGAACUCACCAAAGCAGCAGAAUUCGUCAUCUGUUCAAGCUGUGAUUGGCAAUGAUGAUCUUCUCACUGAGAUUCUAUUUCGUCUGCCAGCAAGAUCAGUCUUGAAAUUCAAGUUUGUAUCCAUGCGAUGGCUCUCCAUUAUUUCUGGCUCCAGCUUCGCCAUCCGCCACACCCACUUUAAUCCUCACACUAUCUCUUCUCUUAUCUUCAAAGUUUCAUACUAUCUCAAGCGACCACCUUCCUUCAGAUAUGUUUCUCUUGAUGGGAAAUCAUUAGUUAAUAAUUCCUCUGAUUUUCUUAAUUUUGACCCCAAUAACGCUGGAAGAUCAUAUGUUUAUAACUCUUGCAAUGGCUUGCUUUUGUGUUCUAAAAGGAGAGGGUAUUCUUUUGAGAGAUCUAUAUUAACAGAUUAUAUAUUCAAUCCUAGUACAAGACAAUUUGCAAUCCUACCUCCACGCCCUGGCCAAGGGAACCAUUUUAAUCGGAUUCAAUUGGCAUUUGAUCCUUCGAAAUCACCUAGCUACCAGGUUGUUUGCACUCACUUCUUUAACUCAGUUAUUAAAAUCUAUGUCUACUCAUCUGAUACCAAGGACUGGAGGCUUUCUGCGAACGAAGAAAAUUUUGAUUCUUUAUCCGUUAACUUUGAUAAAGGCGUGUUUUGGAAUCGUGCUAUUCAUUGGAUGAGUCUUAUGGGAAAUGGGUUCAGUUUCUUCCUUGAUAAGGAAUCCUUCCAAACAAUUCCAAGACCUCCACUUCCUGAGAAUUGGCACGAUCAAAAUUUCGGCUACUUUGGGGAGUCUGGAGGCAAUUUGCAUUUUAUUGGGCUUGUAGCUGCUAACCAAACUAAUCCUGAUGAUUUUACCUCCCUUGAUAUGUCCAGUGACCAAUCCAUAGUAGUUUAUGCUUUGGAGAAAGGCUGCUCAGAGUGGUUUGUUAAGUACUGUCUCCAAAUGAAUGCCAUUGUAUUGGCAUAUCCGAAGAAGUACUGUCUACAAACGAAUGCCAUUGCAAUGGCACAUCCUGGGGUAAUUGAGUAUCUUACAUUCUCACCAUUUUCAGAGAUUGUAUUGUCAUUUAUCGAGGGGAACAGUGAGGCAGGGCCAUUGCUGGUGAUGAGAAUCCCUGGCGACAUCCUGUCAUACAGUUUCAAAGGCAAGACAUUCAAGAAGAUUUUGAGCCUUCCUCCUUUUGAUCACGCUUCCUACUGUGCUUUCAAGCACGGGGAGACCUUAUCUUGGUCUUUUGUUGAGAGGGACAAUGAGACCGGGCCAUUGCUGGUCAUGAACAUCCCAGACUCACCAAAGCAGAAGAAAUCAUCAUCUGUUGAUGCUGUCAUCGACAACGAUGACCUUCUCACUGGGAUUUUAGUGCGUCUGCCUGCGAAAUCUGUCCUGAAAUUCAAGUUAGUCUGCAAGAAAUGGCUCUACAUCAUCUCCCACCCAAGUUUCGCUAUCCACCACACCUACCUCAAUCCUCACACCAUCUCUGCUCUAAUCCUCAAAUUGUCAUUCCUUUUCAAUAAACCAAGUAGCUACCAAUAUGUUUCUCUUGAUGGGAAAUCAUUAGUUACUGUUCCCUCUGAUUUUCUUCGUUUUGACCACAAAAACCCUGGAAGUACUUUUGUUUCUCAGUCCUGCAAUGGCUUGCUUUUGUGUUCUAGAAGGAGAUGGUAUUCUGGAGAGAGAACUGAAUCGACAGAUCAUUAUGUAUUCAAUCCUACUACAAGACAAUUUGCAAUUCUUCCUCCACCCGCUGGCCAAGGAAUCCAUUUUAAUUGGAUUCAAUUGGCGUUUGAUCCUUCAAAAUCGCCUCGCUACCAGGUUGUUUGCACUCACUUCCUCAACUCUGUGCUUAAAAUUCAGGUAUACUCAUCUGAGACCAAGGAUUGGAAGCUCUGUGUGAACCAAGAAAAUUUUGAUUCCCUAUGUGUUAACUUUGCAAAUUGUGUCGUUUGGAAUGGUGCUCUUCAUUGGAUUAGUCCUAUGGGGAAUGGUUUCAGCUUCUUGCUUGAUAAGGAAUGCCUCCAAAAAAUUCCAAGGCCUCCACUUCCUGAGAAUUGGCAGGUUCAUAAUUUCAGAUAUUUUGGUGAGUCUGGUGGCCAUUUACAUUUUAUUGGGUUUCAAGCUAGCAACAUAAAUCCUGAUGAUUUGAGCAUGGGUAUCAUCUCCCCUUAUAUGUCUACUGACCAAAGUCCAGAUCAAUCCAUAGUAGUUUAUGCCAUGGAGGGAGGCUGCUCAAAAUGGUUUAUCAAGUACUCUCUACAUAUAAAUGCCAUUACAAUGGCAUGUCCUGGGAUGAUUGAGGAUCCUCCAGUCUUACCAUUUUCAGCGAAAGUAUCAGUUAAAGUACUGUCUUUCAUCGACGAGAGCGACGAAAAAGGGCCAUUGAUGGUGUUGAACAUCCCUGGUGGCAUCAUAUCUUACAGCUUCAAGGACAAAACAUUCAACAAUAUUUGGAGUUUUGCUCCUUUCAAGCAUGCUAUCUGCGAUGCUUUCAACUACACCGAAACAUUAUCGUGGAUCUAA
Molecule: messenger RNA, 2526 nt
Organism: Dovyalis caffra
Lineage: Eukaryota; Viridiplantae; Streptophyta; Magnoliopsida; Malpighiales; Salicaceae
Source: the annotation of a GenBank genome assembly